AGGGAACUCCACACCUGCCCCUCCCUCUCACCUGCUCCUCUACCUGCUCCACCCUCAAUCCACCAGAAACAUGGGCUGCUGUGGCUGCUCUGGAGGCUGUGGCUCUGGCUGUGGGGGCUGUGGCUCUGGCUGUGGGGGCUGUGGCUCUGGCUGUGGGGGCUGUGGCUCCAGCUGCUGCGUGCCUGUCUGCUGCUGCAAGCCCGUGUGCUGCUGUGUGCCAGCCUGUUCCUGCUCCAGCUGUGGCUCCUGUGGGGGCUCCAAGGGGGGAUGUGGCUCCUGUGGGGGCAUUAAGGGGGGCUAUGGUUCCUGCGGAGGCUCUAAGGGAGGCUGUGGCUGUGGCUCUUGUGGAGGCUCAAAAGGAGGCUGUGGCUCUUGUGGCUGCUGCCAGUCCAGCUGCUGUAAGCCCUGCUGCUCCUCAGGCUGUGGGUCAUCCUGCUGCCAGUCCAGCUGCUGCAAGCCCUGCUGCUGCCAGUCCAGCUGCUGCAAGCCCUGCUGCUGCUCCUCAGGCUGUGGGUCCUCCUGCUGCCAGUCCAGCUGCUGCAAGCCCUGCUGCUGCCAGUCCAGCUGCUGCAAGCCCUGCUGCUGCUCCUCAGGCUGUGGGUCAUCCUGCUGCCAGUCCAGCUGCUGCAAACCCUGCUGCUCCCAGUCCAGCUGCUGUGUCCCCGUGUGCUGCCAGUGCAAGAUCUGAGGCUCUGGACUCAGGCCUCAUGUGAGUCCUGCUAAUUUCGUCUUCCGAAGCGGUGGCCCGUCCUUCAUGGCUGAGCUCCAAACCACUGCCCAGGGUCCAUUCCCGGCUGCAGAAUGCAGCCCUGUCCCCUUUUCCUAAGGAGAGUCCACCCUAGUUACCUUCCAUCGUCUCUCCUAACCAGUUCUCUUCCCAACUGCAACUGCGGCUGAGUCCCCCUCACCUGCUGGCCUCAGCUUUGCUCGUCUAUCCAGAGGCCUGAGCUCCUGACCCCACUUGCACUCGUGUCUUUUCCAGCUGGGAGCAGCUGGGCAUGCGCGUUCCGCCUGGAACAAGGUGGGCGUUUAAGAGGCUUCCUUGGGUGGCUUUGCAUGUCCCACACUCUGCUUUCUCUUAAAUGGAAUGUUGCAAGCUAAUAAAAGUCUCACGCCGACAAACUGAAA
Messenger RNA from Saimiri boliviensis boliviensis (Bolivian squirrel monkey), 1128 nucleotides. RefSeq lists its product as uncharacterized. The record is from RefSeq and is a predicted model, not a curated record. NCBI's taxonomy places the organism in Eukaryota, Metazoa, Chordata, Mammalia, Primates, Cebidae.